GUGUUUAACAGACUUGCAAACCUGGCGUGCAGGUGCAGUAUGUAAAUACGGAGGACGACUGAAUGACACGAUCGAUGCAUGCAAUGCAAGCAAGCGAUAACUGCGUGCCAGAAAUCCACCACGGAUUUGACUGGCUAAAAACGUGGCCAGAUUAUUAUCAUCUCCAUGCCAUACCCAUUGAAGAAGCAGAACCUCCCUCCUGCAUGCGUUUCAGUCUGCCCUUCUUCAGUAACUAAACCAAAAGAGCAAACAAAAUCUCGGUAGAAAAAUAGAUGCUUGCAAUAAUUCAACCAGCUGCUUAGGCUUCUUUUGCCGAUCGAUGAUCUUUUACUGCUCAACCUUGACGCUUGAGCGAUGACGAAACGAAUAAUCUGAGACCAACCUUAGGAGCAGUAGUACUGCAGAUUAAUUAAAGCUGACCCGUACGACGCCUACGGUUUGUCUGAGACACGCUCAAGCAUCCUCCAAUCGAGAGCCGCUGUACACAGCAGCUCAUUUCCGCACCCUGUACCAUGCCUUGACUAGAAGCAAGUCUUCGUCUUCCACCCACCGCACUGCUAGCGGCCGCUGCCCCGAACUCGAGUGGGAUGGUUGCAUUGGGCGGAGAGGUAGCAUCCUUCUGGUCACAAUGGAACAUCCAGAUUCUGGUGAUCCUGAGCUUCACCCUGCAAGUCACCCUCCUCUGCUGUGCAGGGAUCCGCCGCCGUGAAGGCUCAGCUCCGCCGAGAAUCCUCCUCUGGCUGGCGUACCUGAUGGCCGACUACACCGCCAUCUACGUCCUUGGCCACAUGUCCAGCACCAUGAGAAGAUCAGAAUCAUCAGACCACCACCGCCGCCGCCAGAUGGUGCCAUUCUGGGCUCCCUUCCUCUUGCUUCACCUCGGCGGGCCGGACACCAUCACCGCCUACGCGUUCGAGGACAACCGGCUCUGGCUGCGCCACCUGCUCAACCUCUCGGCGCAGGUUCUUGGCGCCGCAUACGUCAUGUACUUGUUCGUCACUGCCGGCAGGAACCCUGAAGGGACGCUGAUCGCCGCUGCUGCGUUGAUGUUCGUCGCUGGCUGCCUCAAGUACGGCGAGAGGAUAUGGGCGCUCAAGUGCGGCGGCAUCGAUAGCAUCACGAGCUCUGUCGACGAUGACGGCAAGCCGUCGGUCGGCGCAGGUGGCCCUUACCAUGGGAGGAAGGAGGGAAGGGGGAGGCUUGACACGGAGGAGGUCCUGCUGGGAGCCCACUACAUGCUCACUUUCUGGAAGGGCCACCUGGCCGAUUGGCCAGUGAUGCAGUCGUUUCAGUACCAAACCGUGCGGCAAGGCAUCCAGCUGAACGGCGGCGGGUACCUGUUCGAGCUGGCCGCCAUGGAGCUCUCCCUCAUGUACGACAUUAUAUACACCAAGGCGGCGGUGAUCCACACGUGGCAUGGCCUGUGCAUCCGGGCCGUCUCGUCGCUCGCCGCGGUCGCGGCGUUCGUGCUGUUUCAGCUCAGCGGCAGGGGCGCCUACGGCAGGGCCGAUGUCGCCGUCACCUACGUCCUGCUGGUCGGAGCCAUGGCGUUGGAGCUCGCGUUGUCGCUCAGGGCAGCAGGGUCGUCCUGGGCGUGCGCAUUCUUCCAUGCCCGCGGAUGGCACCGGCUUUGCGGCGCGGUGAUGCACCUCCGCCGGACGCUCAAGGUCGGGGCAAGGAGGACUGCUUGCCUGGACUCGCUUGGUCAGUACAACCUGCUGGACAUCUGCACUGACGCUGACAAGGACAGCAGCCUGCUAGGCAAGGUAUGCAAGAUGCAAGAUGGUCGGACUCGGGGACCGGUGGAAGGUGAUGCACUACUCGAGCACCGUCCCCAUCUCCGAUGGCAUCAAGGCCCUGGUGCUGGAGGAGGUCAGAAAGAGGAAAAUAGAUGACCUGAGGAACGCACGGGGCAGGUGGAUCCUCAAGGAGGAAGGGAUGUACGAGGAUUUCACCCGGAUCGCCGACGACACCGAGCUGGAUCGUAGCAUCAUUGUGUGGCACAUCGCCACCGAUCUCUACCUCUCUCCAUGUGCCCCGACCCUGACCCCGGCGACGAUGACGACGGGGAGAUUCGGGAACACAUCAGGGUGCUCUCCAACCACAUGUUGUUCCUCAUGGUGGUACAUCCCUACCUGCUGCCCGGAGUCGUCCGCACUGGCCGGUACAAGGAGAACUUGAAGUACUAUGACUUGGUGUGGUGGGUUAAUCUGAGGUCCACCAAGGAAAGCACCAAGAAACAGCCUAGACCGGAAAUCAUCAAGAAGAUAGCCGAGUGGCAGCUCCCGGCUGAUUCGAGGCACAAGUACGUUUACGGCAUCGGCGACGAACGUGCCGACGAUGUCGACGACGGGCCGCUCUACGCCGACGGAGCCUGGCUCGCCGGGAUGCUGCACGGCAACAGGUGGUGCUUGACCCCCGCCGACGUGCUGCGGGUGAUCGCCGGCGUGUGGGUGGAGAUGCUGUGCUACGCGAGCCACCACUGCGGCCAGGAGUCCCACGGCAAGAAGCUGAGCACCGGAGGAGAGUUCAUGAAUGCCGUCUGGCUCGUCUUGGGGCAUGCCACGCAGUACGACAGGUUCGCGCCAUCUGGUGAGAAGUUGACAGGCGGGUUAGGGCUCAGCAAGCCUGAGCGCAAGCGGAAGCGCCCUGCCACAUGGUCGCGGAUGAUGCCGCCAGAGGCGGAUGUAGGAGGGGCCUACCGAUCCCGGCCACCCGGUGUACCGUUGCCACCCGGUGUUCACCCUGCGUACUGGCCCUUUUUUGAUGUCCAAGCACGCCAAACACCGGCCACGUCAUCUGCAGAAGGACAUCACCAAUAAAUACAGUACAGGAGGGGCAAGCACGGCUUGGAAGCUGAUCAAAAUUGCAUAUGUUUGCUCUCUGUAUAAAGGAUGUCCAGCGGCAUGAAGGACCCAAUUAUUUCAUUCAUUAAAAGAUGCACAAACACAUUGUAUGACACAAACAUUGAGCUUCGAAUGUACUACAAAAUCAAUGAAGCAAGAGCACCAUAACGUAUCAAAAA
This is a messenger RNA of Brachypodium distachyon (stiff brome), 3025 nucleotides long. RefSeq lists its product as uncharacterized. The transcript has 2 exons. NCBI's taxonomy places the organism in Eukaryota, Viridiplantae, Streptophyta, Magnoliopsida, Poales, Poaceae. Bases 588 to 1895 code for a protein of 435 amino acids. The record is from RefSeq and is a predicted model, not a curated record.